AUGCAAUUUAGUCAAACUAGCGCUGCUCAGAAGCAGAAGUUGUCGCAAAAGAACCCCGACGACGUUGUCAUUGUGGCAGCCUACAGAACCGCGAUUGGUAAAGGGUUCAAGGGCAGUUUCAGAAACGUCAGCACUGAGUUCAUCUUGACUGAGUUUUUGAAGCAGUUUUUGAAAAAAACCCAGGUUGACGCUACCUUGAUUGAAGACGUUGCCAUGGGCAACGUUUUGAACCAGGCCAUCGGCGCGAUGGAACACCGCGGUGCCGCCUUGGCUGCCGGGAUCCCUUACACGAGCGGCUUCAUUGCCGUCAACCGGUUUUGCUCCUCCGGGUUGAUGGCCAUCUCCGACAUUGCCAACAAGAUUGCCUGCGGUGAAAUCGAGUGUGGUAUCGGUGGUGGUAUCGAGUCCAUGUCGCAAUACUACAAAAACUCCAUGCCUUCGCCAGACGACCACUUGAUGGAAGACCCGGAAAUCGUCAACUGCUUGAUCCCCAUGGGGGUCACCAACGAAAACGUCGCUGAAAAAUACAACAUUUCAAGAGAAACCCAGGAUGAAUUCAGCGCCAAGUCCUACAACAAAGCCGACGCCGCUAGGUCCAAGGGCUUGUUCAAGGAUGAAAUCUUGCCAAUUAGAUCCAUUAUUAGAACAGAGGAUAAAGACGGGAAACUCGUUGAAAAAGAGAUUAUCGUGGAAAACGAUGAAGGUCCAAGAACCGGUGUCACCGCUGAAGGUUUGAGCAAAUUGAAGCCUGCAUUUGGCGGUACCACCACCGCCGGUAACGCCUCCCAGAUCAGUGACGGUGCUGCCGCCGUUUUGUUGAUGAAGAGAUCUUUGGCCGAGGCAAAGGGUUACCCAAUCCAAGCCAAGUACAUUGCUUGCAGCUCAGUUGGUGUCCCUCCAGAAAUCAUGGGUGUUGGUCCUGCUUUCGCCAUACCGGAAGUCUUGUCGAGAACAGGCUUGUCCGUCGACGAUAUCGACGUGUUUGAAAUCAACGAAGCGUUUGCUGCUCAAUGUCUCUAUAGUGCCGAACAAUGCAAUGUUCCCGCCGAAAAAUUGAACUUGAAUGGCGGUGCCAUUGCCUUGGGCCAUCCUUUGGGUGUCACUGGUGCAAGACAAUACGCAACCAUCUUGAGAUUGAUGAAACCAGGUGAUUUUGGUUUGACUUCCAUGUGUAUUGGUACUGGUAUGGGUGCCGCUUCCGUCUUGAUCAAGGAAUAA
This is a messenger RNA of Lodderomyces beijingensis, 1218 nucleotides long. NCBI's taxonomy places the organism in Eukaryota, Fungi, Ascomycota, Pichiomycetes, Serinales, Debaryomycetaceae. The record is from the annotation of a GenBank genome assembly.